Molecule: messenger RNA, 1446 nt
Organism: Didymosphaeria variabile
Lineage: Eukaryota; Fungi; Ascomycota; Dothideomycetes; Pleosporales; Didymosphaeriaceae
Exons: 1
Coding region: 1-1446 (481 amino acids)
Source: RefSeq, a predicted model, not a curated record
AUGGCCUUGGGCGGGUAUAAGCGCGUCGCGCUCGCGGCGUUUCUUGGGCGGAAGCGUGCACAAGAGCGAGAUAAACCACGACAACCCCAGGAACAGAUUGUCAACCGCACCCAACCCAGCUCGGAUCCAGAUCCUGAACAAGCGAAACAGGACGAAGCAGCACACACGAAGGUCAAGUCUCGCGCUGCUAUUCUGCACGAGAAAGAGAAGCGACGGCGAAAGAAAGCGAAUCAACGGCAACGCGAGAAGGAGCAGUCACGGAUUCACCGCCAAGAACGGUGUCUCAAUCGCCCCCAAUCAGGCUCGAAGGUAGCUCGCGAACAGAUCAAAUCAGAAGAAGCGGUAAUCACGAAUGUACCAUCUUGCACUGCGCACUCGCACAAGAAGGAGAAGCAGCAGCGGUCUAAUUCAGAGGAGCAGAGGCUCAAGGACUCAGAACCGUCGAGCGAAGAGAAGCAGCGACUUCAAAACGAAGAGAAUAAACGACUGAAGAAGCUGAAGAAGCGGCAAAAGCGUAGGAAAAGGAUAGAUCGGCAGACUGAAGAGCUCCAAGAGCAGUCCUUCGGGACCACAGAAGAUCCUAGCAAUGUGCCGGAAGGGGCAGCGCAUGGUUCUCCAGAAGUCGGUGACUUUGCGGACAGCCAUAAUUCUUCGGAUCGUGUUGAGGAAGUUGACGAAGGUGCGAAGUACGACCUCGCCGUGAAGUUCCGGUGGGUAAAGCUGAAAAACGACAUUCCGGAGCCCAUCCAGGAUAACUUCUUCGACUCCGCCUUCGAGGACGACCAUCAGCUGCGGAGCAAGGAGCUCAAGUCAAGGCAAGAAGAAUUCGAUGCCCCGAAAGAGCCAUAUCCUCAGCCACACCGGAGCCCAGCUCACGAAGAACAACCGCGAACGCCUACACGCUCUCCUCCGAUCCAAGAGCCCGUAACCCCAAAUCAACCGAUAAGGACUCCGGACGUCCUGGUAGUCACGCCCAGCAGACGACGCCCCAGUCCGCAGCUCGAAUACAUUGUCUCACCGAAGUCAUCUGCGCUUCUUCAGGCCGCAGCCAACAUGCUCGUCACCCUCAAAUCCCGUACGGCACGCCUGAACGCGCAAAUAGCCGCUUUCAACACGCAACUGCUCGGUUUACAAACCAAGCAACCGUCGCCAUCGAAAAGGAAGUUGGAUGAUGACUCGACAUCCAAGGCGAAGAUCCUAAGAAAGAUACUCCGCGCGAUGGAGAAACACUCGAAUCAGGUAUUCAUGAUGGAGUUUGCUCUGCGAGAUCUGGUUGACGAAGGAGACGAAGACUUGCCGAAAUCUCUGAGGGAGACAGAGGUGGAGUUUGCAAAGUUGGUCAAGACCUAUGAGGGCAGGAUGCACAAGCUUAUGCGAAAGUUGUGCCCGGAGGCGCUGGAGAUGACGUUGAAGGAGGCUGAUGAUGGGUUGGAUAAGAAUAUGUAG